Messenger RNA from Cetraspora pellucida, 399 nucleotides. Lineage: Eukaryota; Fungi; Glomeromycota; Glomeromycetes; Diversisporales; Gigasporaceae. The record is from the annotation of a GenBank genome assembly.
AGAAAGACCUGUAUCUCCAACUUCUAGUGAAGAAGACUUUAAUCUCAAAAGUAGAAACAUAGGAGAAUGGCUAAAAAGUCAAGCAAAAGAACCACCUAGGCCAAGCUCUCCAAUAAAAAACUUUGUAAAUAAAAAUAUUGUAGAUCCAAUAUUUAAAAGAUCACAUGAAAGAAAUAGUAGUACAUCAAGUCUACCAAAAAUACCUUCUAGUUUAAAGAAUGAAAUAAAUCUAGGUGAUGAUAAAGAAGAAUUUAAACUUCAAAACCACCUAGAAAGGCAUAUUAGAAGAAAACUCUUUCAAGAAAGUAAAAAAGAAGAAAUAAUAUCUGAAGAUGAAAAAAAAAUGAAUGAAUUGGACAACAUCAUAGAAGAUGAUGUAAAUGAUUAUUAUGAAAAUAG